Molecule: messenger RNA, 1032 nt
Organism: Macrosteles quadrilineatus (aster leafhopper)
Lineage: Eukaryota; Metazoa; Arthropoda; Insecta; Hemiptera; Cicadellidae
Product: FUN14 domain-containing protein 1B-like
Exons: 3
Coding region: 223-786 (187 amino acids)
Biological process (GO): autophagy of mitochondrion
Cellular component (GO): mitochondrial outer membrane
Source: RefSeq, a predicted model, not a curated record
AAACCAAACAAGAUCCAAUCUGUGUCGUCUGCUGUUGUGAUUGUGAUUGCUGAGCAAAGGAUUUAUUAAAGUAGGCUAUUGCAUUUAGAUAUAUUAACACUAAUAUAAACGUAUUACCAAGUUGAUUUGGUCAAAUUUCGUACACUUUUGAAAUCGUGGUAUUAUAUUAGUAUCCCCUAAAAUUUAUAUCUAAAAAGUUAUCUAGUCAAUUUAUUUUUAAAAAUGACAUCACCUUUCAAUAGAAAAUCCAAAGCUUCUAAGGAAGAGGAGAAUUCUGAAAUAACCAUCCAAGAUGUUUCCAAGGAAGCCCAAAGUCUAAUUGAUAAAGUUAUUGGAGAUGUUGGGAAAACUUCAGCUACACAGCAGUUGAUUUUGGGAACUGCCUCUGGAUGGCUGACCGGAUACUUGAUGAUGAAAGUGGGGAAAAUGGCAGCAGUGGCUGUCGGAGGAAGUAUUAUUCUUCUGCAAGUGGCCAACCACAAGGGCUACGUAAAAAUCAAUUGGGACCGCAUUUACAGAAAUGUUGAGGACCAGGUUGAAAAGAUUACCGAAGAUGCAUCCACCUCCAAGAAGGGGCCGAAAAUUCUGGACAAAGUUGAGAAGUUUGUGGAUCGCAAACUAGACAAAGCCGAGUCAUUGCUGAAGAAGAAGGAAAGGAAAGCAAAAAUGUGGUUCAACAAAGUAACAAAUAACGAGGACGACAUUGUUUUCCACGAGAUCCACGUGUUUAUGGCUUCUUUCUUCGCUGGAAUUGCAAUGGGAAUUGUUUUUGGAAAAAUACUGUAAAGAAAGCACAUGAUAAACAAAGCUUUCUUAUAAAGCAUCCACUUUGAUUAGUAACACGAGAUGUACUUAAUACUUGUAAAUACCAAAUGUUAACAUGUAAUUUAAACCAAACUAUCCUGUUACUAUGCUCGCAAUUCAACUUGUAUACCUUAUUGAUAUUUUUUAGCUUAUUAUUUAUAACCUUUUAUUAUACUCUUGUAAUUUUCAGUAUUGUUUUGAAUAAAUAAAAAUGCUUAGACACAAUCA